GUAAUUAAUUCAUUAUUUUGAGAAGGUUUCUCAUUAUAAUGACCUACUGGAUCUUUUUUUAAUCACAUUAGCCGAAAUGGGCUUCCACAAUAAUUGAUACCACUCUUACAUCUAACAGGUAAAUAUGUAGCUGGAGCCAGCAGCCGGUUAGCUUAGCUUAGCUUAGGUAACAAGCUCUGUCUAUAGCUAACACGUUACAUCUUGUUUGUUUAAUCCAUACAAAAACUAAAGUGUAAAAACGACGAUGUGGUUUUAAAGGGCAUUUUAUGUACCACUUUUUCUUGGCCAGACGCUGUUAAAGUUAUAGUGCAUAGUUUCUGUUGCCCCCAUGAGGAACUCUAAGUAAGGACAACAACACUGUCGGCGCAUCCACAUGAUGCAUGCCUUCGGUGAUCGCCCCCAUCCCGCCCCCAUCCCGCCCCUCCUCCACGCAGUUGCUAGUAGCGUUUAACCCGUCAAAUCAAGAAGAACACGGAGGAUUUAAAAAACACAUGAUGGACUCUUCAGUAGAGGUAAUUGUCUGAACGGUGACGUAUAACGCAUCACUCUCGGACAACACCAUCUUGUAAACAUAGCCAUACUGAGAAAUAGUUUUGUGGAGCUGAUAGCUUAAUUAGCUUUGUAUCAACUCAUAUGGCAAUGGCUUGAAUGUAAUUUGACGUUCACAAACCGAAACAAAAUGUGUGUUUUAGAGAUGCUGAUAGGUGAAUUUUGUUACCUUCUGACAGAAAUAGGCUGUUUUCACCUGUUUCCACUCUGUGUGCUAGGCUAAGCUAACUGCUGGCUGAAGCUUCAUGUUUACCUUGCAGACCUCAGAGUGGUGUCACUGCUCUUAUCUGUCAGCAAGAAAGCAAAUAAGCGUGGUUUCCUUUCAGAACAACUUCCUGUUACUCAGUUACAAUCUGCACAGCUCAUAUAUCUCCUUGGCUACAAUAUUACAUGGUUACUGAUCAAACAAUCAAGUGAUGGCAGGUAAAUGUUGUAUGAAAAGACUGAGCAGCCUGAAUAUUUUAGGGGUGGCAGUAGCUCCGUCCAUAGGGAGUUGGGUCGGGAACCGGAGGGUCACAGGUUCAAGUCCCUUUACAAAGUGUGGACUGGUAGCUGGAGAGGUGCCAGUUCACCUCCUGGGCACUGCAAUGGUGCUCUUGAGCAAGGCUCCGAACUUUUCUCAAUUGCUUGGGGCGCCUGUCCAGCAGUCGCAGCCCCCUCACUCUGACAUCUCUACAUUGGUGCAUGCAUGCUCAGGUAUAUACAUUAUAUAAAUUAUUAUUGUACUUUCAAAUCUCAAUGAAAACAGCCUAGUAAUGGAGUUUUGAGUCAUAUCAGUCUAAGAGAUGAUGGUUGAUCAACCGUCAGUGAUGGCGUGACAGAUAAAGCGCUGAUGAAGCACACAAGUUGGAUCAGCUAGUUAAGCAUCCUUGGGCUCAUGUGCCUCCUGUGUUUUUUGUCAGUGGUUCCGAUUAGACAGCUCUUUGGGCCUGACGUCAACACUCAGUGUUGUGUUUAGACUUCUAACUGCUCCUGCUGUUAACCCCUGAAGGAUCUGGGAUAUGUCUGCCUCUGUCUCUCUGCCCUUUAAAGGUUGCGUUCAUUGUAAGCAAGCACUGGGAGAAAAAAAAAAUCACAUUCUUCUGGGAACUCAAAGGGUUAUGGUUCCCAGUCAUGUUUCAUAGGAAUCCGCCUAUUUAUACUUGGAAGAUUUGUCAUCAAGAUGUGAGAUAGUUUCAGUCUAACAUCUUUCACCGUUUGACAUCCUUAAGUUGAGGUUCACAAGAAGGCUGAGGGUUGUUAUGGAGAAGAUGGCUGAUCUAGGUUUGGGCAUCAGUCGAGUCACAGCGCUGUCAUUGGACAGAGAGCUGCGGCCAGAGGAAAUGGAUGAGUUGCGGGAUGCUUUCAAAGAGUUUGACAAGAACAAGGACGGUUUCAUCAGCUGUAAAGACCUAGGGAACUGUAUGAGAACCAUGGGAUACAUGCCCACUGAAAUGGAGCUGAUUGAACUGAGUCAACAGAUAAACAUGAACUUGGGAGGUCAUGUUGAUUUUGAGGACUUUGUAGAGCUGAUGGGCCCAAAACUCCUCGCCGAAACUGCAGACAUGAUUGGAAUAAAAGAGUUAAAAGACGCGUUUAGAGAGUUUGACACUAAUGGUGACGGGGCCAUAAGCACAUCUGAGCUCCGAGAUGCAAUGAGGAAGUUGUUGGGCCAACAGGUGGGUUUAAACGAAGUAGAAGAUAUCCUGAGGGAUGUUGACCUGAAUGGUGACGGGCUUGUUGACUUCGAAGAGUUUGUACGAAUGAUGUCUCGCUAAGAUCAUAAAAUGAUCGGUCCUGAAUGUGAAGCUGUGUCCUUCUCUAUACUUGACCAAGUACACCAGAGGACAUGCUAAGAUCUCUGAGCCAUCCUAAUCUGAAUGACACUGGAAUUAAAACUCCUUGAAUGUUACGGAGCGAGGAGUCACCUCACACUUUCAAUCAAUAAGUGUUCUUCCUGAAGAGUCUCAAGUUCAACUGAGGCGGAAUUUGCUGUAGCCUAGCCUAUGAUUGUCCAACUUGUGUUUUUGCACUUCAAUUUUCACUAAAUAACUUCCUGUGUCGAUAGAUUGCUGGUGUCUUGUCUCGUCUUCUACGUGGUAAAAAAAAGAAAUCCCUCAUUGAUGUACAACAAAAUCAGGAUGUAAAAGAUCACGGCACUGUUGAACAUUUCGGUACGUUUUCACACAGUAUGUGUUAUAUUAGAGAUAGUGGAGUGGAAUGUCUUUUGUGUGACAUUGGUGCUCCAACCAGGAACCCAUGUGGCAAUAUAACACCUGUAUUGUAACUGUGUGACCAUCUGUGGUUUUUCACCGUGCCAGUCGAGUCCUAGCCUAUAAAAGCAUCACUAUAUGACAACUACAUGCAACGAAGAAGCAGAUCUCUGAUAUUAAUGAGAAUAAUGAGAAACAGAACUCAGAAUAUGUCACUGUUUUUCGCUAUAGUCUUAGAUCAAGACUAUUUUCAAAGAUGCACAGCUCUGGUUGGCAGCAUCAUAUGUCUUUUAAUGCUCACAAGUUUGAAUUCCUAAAAUCUAGCUUUGGGAACAAGUAAUGUCUGUUUUUAAAAGUCCAUAUUGCCCUGUCUGCAAUCAUACAGUAGGAAUUACAUAUGUGAACUGUGUUUACAGUGGAUGUGAUUAUGUUGUACCUUUAACUGUAUGUCAGUGUCAAUAUGAUUGUAGUUGUGGUAACGUUCCACACAUCUGUGUUGUCAAAGCAAUUUUUAUGCAUGCCAAAGAGAGAAAUUUAUUAAAUUCAGUAUGCACAUUUGCAUUUUUGUCUAACAAAGUAAACAAAAUAUUUCGCCAAGUUAACUGUAUAAAAAUUUUAAA
Messenger RNA from Perca fluviatilis (European perch), 3361 nucleotides. RefSeq names its product calcium binding protein 1a (gene cabp1a). The record is from RefSeq and is a predicted model, not a curated record. Bases 1791 to 2306 code for a protein of 171 amino acids. NCBI's taxonomy places the organism in Eukaryota, Metazoa, Chordata, Actinopteri, Perciformes, Percidae. The transcript is spliced from 7 exons. Gene Ontology annotation, molecular function: calcium ion binding.